Fonsecaea multimorphosa CBS 102226 is the source of this 858-nucleotide messenger RNA. RefSeq lists its product as uncharacterized. The transcript has a single exon. The record is from RefSeq and is a predicted model, not a curated record. The coding region runs from base 1 to 858 and encodes 285 amino acids. Lineage: Eukaryota; Fungi; Ascomycota; Eurotiomycetes; Chaetothyriales; Herpotrichiellaceae.
AUGCAGCCGCAUUCAUCGACAAGACAUCUCACGCCUCAUGGUACCGACAUCCACUAUAUCUCAUCCAGCAACCAGGGGGAACGUCUCGUUGUCUUGUUACAUGGACUAGGCGGCUCAACAGAAACAUUCCGAGACCUAAUUCCCUUUAUACCGCCUGGCUAUCAAGUCAUCGACGUAGAUCUCGAAGGUUUCGGAAAGACACCCCUCAACCCAGGGAAGCCUCUUUCAUUUGCACGAUAUGUCUCCGACUUACACGAUCUCAUCACAUAUAUUCAGGAACAUCCUUCUCCCUCGGCAGCAGGAGCGAGCAGUAACAAAGAACCAGUCCUCCUUGUCGGUCACUCCCUUGGCGGUAUCAUCAGCUUACACUAUGCUGCCCAGUAUCCCGCCAAAGUGGCAGGACUUUUACUUCUGGGUGCAGGCCGUUCCGUGAGGGGCAUUCCGCCGGCGCAGCAGCGCAUGCGAGAUCUUGCGAGAAUAGCGCGUGAGAGAGGUAUGGAUGAGGUUGGGCAGAUCGCGGUCAAGACGAAUUUCCCAGCGGAUCGCACCAACGACAGCGCGCACGAACAGCAGGUGCGUGAGGCUGUGGAAUCUUGCUCUGCUGAGGCAUAUGCAGCCACAGCAGAAUUAGUCGCCAGCGACGACCACCAUGACCCCGAUUACAGUCUGAUCAAGUGUCCGGCUGUGUUUGUGGCCGGUGACAAGGACAUGAUCAGUCCGCCGCAGAGGUCGAAGGACAUCAGCAGUUUGGUGGGAGGGCCUUCAGAAGUUGUAGUGGUCCAAAGCGGUCAUCAGAUGAUCCUGCAGGAUACUGAGGGCGUCGCAAAGGCGCUCGGCAACUUGCUUGCCAUGUUAUGA